Neofelis nebulosa (Clouded leopard) is the source of this 1919-nucleotide messenger RNA. RefSeq names its product keratin 32 (gene KRT32). Lineage: Eukaryota; Metazoa; Chordata; Mammalia; Carnivora; Felidae. The transcript is spliced from 7 exons. Gene Ontology annotation, molecular function: structural molecule activity. The coding region runs from base 275 to 1621 and encodes 448 amino acids. The record is from RefSeq and is a predicted model, not a curated record.
UCUCCCCUGGUGAUCAAUGACAGGAGCCCAGAGUCCUGCUUUAGCCAAAUGACUAGCUUAGCCUCUUUUACAAGGAAAGGAACUCCUUAUUGGAAACCAAAUUAUAAAUUAAUUAGCGGCUUCCUCUGGGGCUGUGUAUAAACAUCCACACCACCCCAUGGUGACUUUCUAGCGUGAGCCCCCUCAUUCCAGGGGUAUAAAAAGGCCCGAGCAGGAUGGGGUCUGUGGACACUGACAAUCCAGGUAGCUGUAGCUGCGAAGGGGCCUCCCUGACAUGGUAUCCAACUGCUCACCGGCUUCCAUCAAGAGCUGCCCGCGGCCCCCCUCUGUCUGCUCCAGCAGCAUGAGCUGCCGGCCCGAGCUGUGCCUGGGUUACGUCUGCCAGCCCAUGACAUACGUGCCUUCUGUCUGCACUCCCACCACCUACCGGCCAGCCAGCUGCCUCUCCAAGACCUACCUAUCCAGCUCCUGCCGGCCCAGCAGCUGCUGGCCAGCCAGUGGUAUCGCCAGUUCCAUGGGCAACUGCGGCUGGUUCUGCGAGGGCUCCUUCAAUGGCAACGAGAAGGAGACCAUGCAGUUCCUGAACGACCGCCUGGCCAGCUACCUGGAGAAGGUGCGCCAGCUGGAGCGGGAGAACGCGGAGCUGGAGACCAGGAUCCAAGAGGCCUGCCAGUCUCAAGUGCUCACCCUGUGUCCUGACUACCAGUCUUAUUUCAGGACCAUCGAGGAGCUCCAGCAGAAGGUUCUGUGCACCAAGGCAGAGAAUGCCAGGAUGGUCGUGCACAUUGAUAAUGCCAAGCUGGCCGCCGAUGACUUUAGGACCAAGUACGAGACGGAACUGGCCACGCGGCAGCUGGUGGAGGCCGACACCAACGGCCUGCGCAGGAUCCUGGACGAGCUGACCCUGUGCAAGGCCGACCUGGAGGCCCAGGUGGAGUCCCUGAAGGAGGAGCUGCUGUGCCUCAAGAAGAACCACGAGGAGGAAGUCAGUGCCCUCCGGUGCCAGCUGGGGGACCGCCUUAAUAUCGAGGUCGACGCUGCACCGCCUGUGGACCUGAACAGGAUGCUGGAGGAGAUGCGGUGUCAGUAUGAGACUGUGGUGGAGACCAACCUCAGGGACGUGGAGGAAUGGUUCAACAUGCAGAUGGAGGAGCUCAAUCAGCAGGUGGCCACGAGCUCCGAGCAGCUUCAGAGCUACCAGUCGGACAUCAUCGAUCUGAGACGAACGGUCAACACGCUGGAGAUCGAGCUGCAGGCCCAGCACAGCCUGAGGGACUCUCUCGAAAACACCCUGGCGGAGACCGAGGCGCGCUACAGCUCCCAGCUGGCCCAGAUGCAGUGCCUGAUCAGCAACGUGGAGGCCCAGCUGGCCGAGAUCCGGGCUGACCUGGAGCGGCAGAACCAGGAGUACCAGGUGCUGCUGGACGUGCGGGCCCGGCUGGAGGGCGAGAUCAACACGUACCGGGGCCUGCUGGAGAGCGAGGACUGCAAGUUGCCCUGUAACCCGUGCUCCACUCCCUCCUGUCCCCCUUGUGCACCUUCCCCCAGCGUGCCCCGCACCAUCUGUGUGCCCCGCACCGUCUGUGUGCCUUGCGUGCCCUGUCCUCAGGUCCGCUACUGAAAGUCCCUCAGGGUCGGUGGAUCCUGGACAGACCGGAGCUGGGAGGCUGGAGCCUCCUCAGGUGGAGUCUGACCCCCAUUCAGUGGUCAGCAAGGAAGCCCUCCAGCUGGGAGGUGGGCUGUGUGCUACACGCUCGGAGCUGCAGGGGGCGCCCCGGGCCCCCACGUCUUGGAAAACUGCCUCUCACUUCCACAGCCAGACUGUUCUCUUGGCUGAUGUUUCUGGUUGUCUGUGCUGCCUCAAGGGCACGUGCUCUUAGUAAACUGGCGAAUAAAGCCUCAUCCAGUGGCCCUGCAAA